Molecule: messenger RNA, 1374 nt
Organism: Sorghum bicolor (sorghum)
Lineage: Eukaryota; Viridiplantae; Streptophyta; Magnoliopsida; Poales; Poaceae
Product: histone-lysine N-methyltransferase ATXR4
Exons: 8
Coding region: 94-948 (284 amino acids)
Cellular component (GO): nucleus
Molecular function (GO): protein binding
Source: RefSeq, a predicted model, not a curated record
UCUCUUUCAGCGCUGCAAAAAAAAAAAUACAUCGUGGCCAACGGCCUUGAUCUCUUCGUCUUCGCCACUCCUCUUCCCGCACAGGCAAAGCUCAUGUUCCUCCGCCGCCGCCUCCUCUCCACCGCUGCCGCGGCGGCCUCCGCCCGCGGCCCACCGCCGAUCCGCGUGUCCCUAACGGAGUCCGCGGGCCGCGGCGUUUUCGCCACCCGCCCAGUCUCCUCUGGCGAGCUCCUCCACUCGGCGCAGCCCCUCGUCUCCCACCCAUCCCACUCACUGCUCCACGAGGUUUGCUACAAUUGCCUCAGGAGGAAGCCCGGGGAAGGGCGCGCUUCAAGCGGAGGUUACUACUUCUGCAGCGACACUUGCAGCGACCACGCCAAGGGGUUCCAUGACAUUGACAAGGACGUAGAUUGGUCUUUAUUCGAUUACCACUGCAGUUCACGUGGUCUGAAGUACCCAUACAUGGCCAAGCGCCUUGCUUGCAUGGUUAUAUCAGGAUCUGCUAAUGCAGAUUGUCUUAACAUACUUCAGCCAGCUCGGUUGCACCAAGGGACGCUGAUUGAGAUGAAGGAGGAAUUUGAGUUGUUGGAGUCCACUCUUAGAAAAGCUGGGUUUCAGGAAGAAGCCACAGCCUUUUUGACCAUAGAUUGGUACAUCAAUGUAUUGGCAAGAAUACGCAUAAAUGCAUUUCGUAUUGAAUUAGUUGCAAGUUCAUAUGAGGAUCUCUUAUCCUCAGCGGCAGCCUCCGUAUCAUGUGAUUCAUCAGUUGGCAAUGCAGUUUAUAUGCUCCCCUCUUUCUACAACCAUGACUGUGAUCCAAAUGCUCACAUAGUUUGGCUGGAUAGUGCUGAUGCGAAAUUGAAGGCCCUCCGUGACAUUGAAGAAGGUGAGGAGCUGCGCAUCUGCUACAAAACUGUUGUAUUGAGUUGUUGCAUCUGUUAUAGGUGAGGAGCUGCGCAUCUGCUACAUCGAUACUAGCCUAGAUGCCGACGCUAGACAGAAGAUUCUUGCUGAUGGAUUUGGCUUCAAGUGCCAUUGCCUUCGGUGCUUAUCUGGAGACUAGAAAUCAUGUUUGAGGAGAUUGUCUUUGAUUGAAGCAGCUUGAGGUUGGUACUGAAUACCAUCUUGCAGAAUCUUACAGAGUUGCAAUCUUCUGUACACUAGUUACAGCCAUGCCAAUUGAAUUCUUGAGGUUAAGCACUACUUUGGCUUUUGCACUUCCCCACUACGACAUGCUAGAAAGCCAGCAAUGCUGAUAUAUUUACUUGAAAGUGGCGAAAGUUGUGUUGUAAUGUUGUAGCCGUCUUUGUUUUGCUUCUUUUUCAGUCUUUAGUGUCAGAAAAUAAAAUUUUGAUAAUACUCAGAUCAUUUCAA